UUUACAACGGAAGAGAGUCACGGAGACAAUCCCCCGUCAAUGGGCUGCCCGUGCUGGGAUUCCACGUAGAAGAUGGGCGAUCGACGGGUCCCCGUUUCCACCCGCAAAUGCUCUGUGGACACAUCAGCAUUACCUCUGAUCAUCUUCGUUCUUUCCCAGCUUUAUGGCUGGGGGGAGGCCCGAUCCCUGCCCCCGCCCGACCCUCCAGGACCGUAUCACCUGUCCUCUGGAGAUGUGGACUGGUACAACAACAGGAGGAGAGCUAAAUUUCUGGUUCCUCCUUCCAGGCUGCCUCUCGCAAAUACUCCUACACAGGAUUCUGAAUCACUUCCGGCAGCAGUAAAAUUAACUUCAACAAAUGAUGCCAUCCGCUUUGAAUUUGUUAAAACUCCUGAAGAAGUUCUGGAAAAGAAAAACUUGAAACCACCUUCCCCACAGGACACCCUAAAGACUAACAUUUUGGCCUGCUUGGUAGCCACAGGAUUCCUGCUGAUCAUAGUGAUGGUUUUCCAAAUUCUGAUUUUUUGUUACAUCAACAAACCGAUGAGAUGCCACACAUCUAGAAUUUGCAAAGGCAAUCAGUUGAAUUCAGAUUGUGAAAGUGGAGCAGAAAAACAGAUGGAGGCUAAUGCCAGCUCAAACAUGGGAGACAUUCCCCUGAAAGACUCCACACCACCUGCUUCUCCUACACAAUCGAGCGUCGCCUAUGGAGAAGCCCAAUACUCUCCUUGUGGCACAAGCUCUGGUGAAACCCCCGCAACAAGUCCUCGACCCCAGUCAGUUUAUGACUCCUCGCCUGGCAGCUGCAUCAGUGUGCUGGAACCUGGCGAUCUUGGAGACCAGCAGGGGGAAAGUGGCGCAGACAAAGGCAGACGGGUGGAAGAUGGAGAUUCCCCAUCUUGGAAAACAGGGCAGGGUAUUUCUGAGUAGGAAAAUUAAAGGAACGUUUCUCCCAGCUGCUCACCAUCAUCUGCCGAAGCAGCCGAGUUCGACACAUCACAAUGGAGAGGAGCACAAACCACCUAGAAAAUGCUAUCACGUACCUUGUCUUUCACCUCUUCCUUCCUCUUCCAGCCAGGAGGGCUGAUCGGGCUGUUUGACCUAAUUGUAGAUAUGAACCUCCUCCCAGUCAUUUUAUCCCCCUGUCCCAGGGAUGUGUGGACAUUUCUUGGAUGUCUGUCCCUGUGACUUGGCUGAGGAGAAAGGCUUUUCUCCAACCAGAAGGCCCCAGGCUUACCUUCCUUGUCAAGAGCUCUUUUAAAAAUAAAAACAAAAAGUUUUUCUACGAUA
Ornithorhynchus anatinus (platypus) is the source of this 1290-nucleotide messenger RNA. RefSeq lists its product as uncharacterized. The transcript is spliced from 5 exons. NCBI's taxonomy places the organism in Eukaryota, Metazoa, Chordata, Mammalia, Monotremata, Ornithorhynchidae. The record is from RefSeq and is a predicted model, not a curated record. The coding region runs from base 73 to 930 and encodes 285 amino acids.